AUGAUCUGCCUACUCCAAAAUACAACCCUCUUUCGAGCACAAUUGCGAGAAGAUGCGACCGUGACGGUAUCGGAUAGAGACUCCGUCGAGUCUGAUGUCUCCAUCAAUCAAGACGAACGCGACACCGACACCAACACAUCGACCCUCGUGGAGCAGAUUCCCGAACCUGAACUUCAACUUACUCGAUAUUCCACACCUCCUUGGGGUCAGACGGUCUGGUCUAUGACUUGUGGGAAGUGGUGGGUCAGAGACAUGUUCCAGGAGGCCAAUCCUGAUAUCCUACCGAAAGCGGACGUGCUUCAAGCGACUUCCUACAUGUACCACAUCGCCGUCACCGCCCACGACUCCAUCAUCGACCCCUCCUAGCAUUGCGCAGACAAUGGCCUUUGAUGGCACUUGGUCAGUACGUCCGCUCGUCCCAGUUGCAAACCAAGGGUCACACAUCUCCAUGAGCGGGACGCGUGUGUCUUGUUCGCCCUGGGAUCU
Molecule: messenger RNA, 486 nt
Organism: Dacryopinax primogenitus
Lineage: Eukaryota; Fungi; Basidiomycota; Dacrymycetes; Dacrymycetales; Dacrymycetaceae
Exons: 2
Coding region: 1-366 (121 amino acids)
Source: RefSeq, a predicted model, not a curated record